GCUGCGGGACACUUGAAGCUCUCAGAGACAGAGGGAAGCGCAGAGGGACACCAGAGCGCUGAACACGGACAGAGGCUGGACUUACAGUGCUGAAGCUUUAGAAACGCCCUGAAGCUCGCGCGCUGCUCUUUGCCCCGGAGUGCCCACCCAGCACCGUUCAUCCAAAAAUGCGAUCAAGAAAAAAAGGGACAGUGACAGGACACACACCUCCAAUGACCGCUUGAUUACCAGCCGACCGCAGUGCGCCUUUACGCGCGCCAUGGAGAGCCCGGGCUCGUGGGCACUGAACGUAUCGCGCAACGCGAGCCGCGCGCCGAACCCGCUAAAGCGCGACGAGGACGUGGCCAAAGUAGAGGUGGCCGUGCUCGUGCUCGUGCUGCUGCUGGCGCUGGCGGGCAACGCGUGCGUGCUAGCGGCGGUGGCGGUGGCGGGCGCGCGCAAACGCGGCACGUCGCGCAUGCACUUCUUCAUGAAGCACCUGAGCAUCGCGGACCUGGUGGUGGCCGUGUUCCAGGUGCUGCCGCAGCUCAUCUGGGACAUCACGUUCCGUUUCUACGGGCCGGACGCGCUCUGCCGCCUCGUCAAGUACCUGCAGGUGGUGGGCAUGUUCGCCUCCACCUACGUGCUCGUGCUAAUGUCCGUGGACCGCUGCCUGGCGGUGUGGCGGCCGCUGCGCGCGCUCCGCCACCACCGCGCCGAGCGCACCUACGUGCUGGCCUCGUGGGCGCUGAGUCUCGUGCUGAGCGCCCCGCAGGCCUGCAUCUUCUCGCUCAAGGAGGUGGGCGACGGCGUGUACGACUGCUGGGGCGACUUCGUGCAGCCGUGGGGCGCCAAGGCCUACGUGACGUGGAUCAGCCUGGCCGUCUACGUCAUCCCGGUGACGGUGCUCAGCGUGUGCUACGGCCUCAUCAGCUGGAAGGUGUGGCAGAACUUUCGGCUUAAGACCGGACGUGACAGGCGCGCGACUAACGGCGCCGAAAACGGCGCAGGCGCUGGUGCUGGGGCGCUCGCGCGCGUAAGCAGCGUGCGCCUCAUCUCCGAAGCCAAAAUGAGGACGGUGAAGAUGACGUUCGUGAUCGUGCUGGCCUACAUCGUGUGCUGGACGCCCUUCUUUUUCGUGCAGAUGUGGGCUGCGUGGGACCCAAUGGCACCCAGAGAGGCAAUGGCCUUCAUUAUUGCCAUGCUGCUGGCUAGCCUGAACAGCUGCUGUAACCCCUGGAUCUAUAUGUUCUUUGCUGGUCACUUGUUCCGUGACUUGAUGCGGAGCUGCAUGAUGGCACUACACUGUGGCUGUGGGGAGCAGCAGAAUCCAAAGAGCCAAUCAGGCGCCAUGGUAAUGAAGAGCACCUGCAGUCAGAGGAGCUUGACUCAGACCACCACUACAUGACACAUCACACAGGUUUUACACUGCAGGGAGGAAAGAGGAGGACCAACACCGAGGUCAAGACCGAGGCUUCAAAGUGAGGGCUCAUAUCCACAAAUGGAUAAUCUAGAGAGGAUCUGUAGAGGCUUCAGGCCACUAUGGAACAAGCUCGAGUCAUGGACUCCAUACUCUAACAAGAGGAUCUAACAUUCACAUGGACAGAGCUGAACAGUAUAAGAUGGAGGCAAAUGGUAGUGUAACGGUAUUCUUCUGUGAAAUAUCUUGAUCUCUAUCUAAUUUGUAGUAUAUAGUCAUAUGCAAAAGUUUGGGUGCCCUUUGUAAUAUGACAUGCUUUGCGUAAAUUUUUUAAAUGAAAAUAAGUCCCACGUCCGCUACAGAGAACACACUUCUGCACAUUCUAAUGCACAGUUAAUGUUUAUUUGUUUAAUUUAACAUAUUGGGGAAAAAAAAAAUGAAAUGAGUGGUCUGUGCAAAUGUAAUGGCACAUUUUCUAUAUGUUAUGUUUUAUUAAGUUCCAAUAUGUUAAACUUGGGCUGGGCAAUAUGACAAAAAUAUCGUUACUGUGAUAAAGUAUGUCACAAUACCAUGCAGUAUGCUUUCCUGGUUAUAUUGUGGAUAUAGUCUGUAUUUGUAGAACAUUUACCAGCUGCAGUUUAACUGGAUUUCGUGCAACACAGCAUGCAAAUAUUGAAUAAACAUCUUUGUGUUCACAGUUUCUGCUAGUAUAUUUAAAAAUUUCCCACUGCUGGUUCUUUUUUCUCUGUUCCAACUGACAUAUUGUGUAUCGUCAAAAUAUAUUGAAGUAUCAUGAUUUUUGCCAUAUUGCUCACCUCUAUGUGAAACCCAGCAAAUAAAAUAAAAUGUGCAGAAAAA
This is a messenger RNA of Pygocentrus nattereri (red-bellied piranha), 2257 nucleotides long. It is a transcript of the gene oxtrb, whose product is annotated as oxytocin receptor like. Lineage: Eukaryota; Metazoa; Chordata; Actinopteri; Characiformes; Serrasalmidae. Gene Ontology annotation, molecular function: peptide binding; vasopressin receptor activity; oxytocin receptor activity. The transcript is spliced from 3 exons. The coding region runs from base 260 to 1387 and encodes 375 amino acids. The record is from RefSeq and is a predicted model, not a curated record. Gene Ontology annotation, cellular component: membrane. Gene Ontology annotation, biological process: regulation of systemic arterial blood pressure by vasopressin; female pregnancy; G protein-coupled receptor signaling pathway.